Messenger RNA from Portunus trituberculatus (swimming crab), 3487 nucleotides. RefSeq names its product protein qua-1-like. Lineage: Eukaryota; Metazoa; Arthropoda; Malacostraca; Decapoda; Portunidae. The record is from RefSeq and is a predicted model, not a curated record.
CUCUCUCUCUCUCUCUCUCUCUCUCUCUCUCUCUCUCUCUCUCUCUCUCUCUCUCUCUCUCUUACCUGUGCUACACUACCUGCUUUAUACACUCUUGUACGCCUUUGUCUUCCUCCUCCUCCUCCUCCUCCUCCUCCAAAUAUACCAAGACCUCCAAAAGUUCAAACUAUUAUAAAAAAAAAACAUGACAGAAACAACAGAGCAAUUAGAAAACCAGAAGAAAAUAAAUAGGAAAUAAAAAAAAGUGAAAGCUGACAUAAACCACCACAAAAAAUGAUUAAGAGUACAAAAACAAAUCGAAAAAUAGAAAAAUAGAAACAUAAGCAAUGAAAGUGAAAAACAGCAUGAAGAAAACUUAUAUAAAACUGAUUAACACAACAAAACCAUGAGAAAAAAUAAACACAAACUUAAAAAGAAGAAAAUCAGCAUCAAAACACGAGAAAAUGUGAUUAAGAGGACAAAACCAUUAGAAAACUUAAACAAAUAAACUAAAACAGAAGAAAAUCAAACUUAAAAAAAAAAAAAACAUCAUAGAAGUUACAAAACCAUUAGAAAAAUAAAAAGAACCAUUAGAAUAGUGAAAAAUAUCAACAAUAACAACAACAACAACAUCAAAACCCCCAUGAACCAGCACCAGCAUCACUCACAACACCUCAAGGAAUAGAGAAGAGCAAUGUCUGAGGAUGUGAACCUGCGUGUGUCACUGGCUGGGGGGAGGGUGGCUGGUGGGCCCUCUCAGAUCACCUCCCUCCUGGGCCUAAGUGACAUGCCCUCCCCUGCACCCCAUCAGGAGACUCUACAGCAGAUGACGCAGGAGGAGAAGGAGAAGUACCUCAACCAGAAGAUGGAGAACAUGAGGAGGAAAAAUGAAGAGCUUCUCAAGAGACACCAGGAAAUCGAAGCAGACAAGAAAAACGCAGACAAAUUAAGCUCGACAGUAAUCAUGGACGAGGUGAAGCCUUACGUGAUGAAGGUGGGGAGGACACGGCCAGACAGACAGGACAGGCCGCCCCGGGACCCCGCCUCAGACCACCACGCUGCCCCGCCCCCGCCCCGCCCUGCUGAUAUUAUGCCGGCCAGACAGAGGCUCUCCCAGAGUGACGGCCCACCGCCAGACCCCUGUUACCGCUUCCUGUCUGACCCUGAGCGAGACGGGAUGGACGGGAGGGAGAGCCAGAGGGGGCGGAGGGAGAGAGGAGGGAGAGGGAGAGGCAGAAGAGGCAGAGGAGGAGGAGGAGGAGGAGGAGGAGGGAUGUAUGUGACGGUUCAGGAGAGGAGAACGAGAAAGGAGGUGGAAAAUGGAGAGGAGGAGGAGGAGGAAAUGACGGAGGAGGAGGAGAGGGAGAUAAUAGAGAAGAAGGAGAAUGGGAGGGUAGAGGAGGUGGCAGGGGGUCCUCUUUCUACCACAGCAGGGGAAGGGGAAGGGGAAGAGGGGAGAACAAGGACUACUACAUCAGACCGACCAUUUGGCAGGGGUGGAGGCAGGGGAAGGGGGCAGGAUAGGGAGAGAGAUAGGGGGAGACAGGAUCAUAGUUUCCCCUCACAGGAUAUAAGACUGGAGAAGCAGGAGCGAGGGGAAACUGAGGGGAAUGGGAAGGAAGGGGAGGAGAAGGGUAAGGGGAAAUUCACCUUUGCGUAUAGAGACAUAAGAUAUUUUCCUGAUGAUGGGGAUAAGGACAAGGAUAGGAGUGGAGGGGAGAGGGAGAGAGAGGGGAAAGAGAGGGGUUACGGCUAUCACUCCCACGAUGACUAUGAGGAGAAAGGAAGACACUGGGGAAGAGGAAGACAUGCCUAUGAUCAUAGAGGAGGAGGAGGAGGUGGAGGAAGAGGAAGAAGAGGAAGGGGCCACGGACAGUACCAGGAGUAUGAACGCUGGAAGGCUGAGAGGGAUGCCAUUGAUGAAGCUCGGCUCUCUCGUGGCCGCACUGAUGGAGGGGCGUGGCGGAGGGAGUGGGACAAUGACAAGAUGGAUCAAGGGGACGGAGAAGAUACAGGGCCGGCAUAUGACCCACGGUACCCACGAAGCAAGGGUGAAGGAAUCCGACUGGGAGACUUCAUGAGCAGCCCCGGCGAGUCCCAGGAAGGGGGGCCGGGGCAGGGGCAGGGGGGCCGGCAGCAGGGGGAGCGGCGGGGCGGGGGAGGCCGGGGACACAGAGGCGGCAACAAGAACAGGAGUCACUUUGGAAACCCCGACCAUAAUUCAGCACACGAGCAGGAGAUCAUGGCGGAGCUGGACCCAGACACAGUGUUCCGAGGGCGGCGAGUGGAGGAGCAAGGCGACCACUUCACCAUCUCCAUCAAUGCCUCCAAUCAGGGCGAGGGCAAGUUUGUGAGGGUUGGGUCAGGCCGAAUGAGGAGAGGCGCCCCGGAGAGUGUGGAGGGUGGCGAGCAGGGAGGUGGAGGGAGGCAGGGGCGUGGCAGGGGCCGUGGUGGUAACAAGAGAGAACGAGGCAGAGGAAAAGGCAGGGGGCAAGGACGAGGAGGUGGAGGAGGAGGAGGUGGAGGAGGAUCAUAUGGUAAUAAAGAAAAUGCAUACAGCUAUUCAAGCCAGCAGGGUGUGGGGGUAGAGGGGAGCACAGACCCCCACACUGACACCCCCGCCUCUUCCUCCCUUCCCACCGAUCCCCAGCCCUCCAUGGAGAGAGAGUCCCUGGCAGCCCCUCCCGCCGCAGCCCAGCCACUGCCCGCCAGCCCUCCAGACCUCCCUACUGAUGAUUCCUGGACAGAUGUAACCAGUGGGAAUGACAGUCUGGACACAUCAGGACUCAGUCAGGAGGGAGGUGCGGCGUCCAGCCCUGCGGAGGCAGGUCUGAUGGGGAGGUGCUGUAGCUCACCCCCGGGGCCAGGCCAGGAGACAAGCUUAAGAAUAGAGCAUUAGGCAACUGGGAUAGACGGAACAGACACGAAGGUUCCUGAGGAGAUCGGUGGAGAAAUACCGAAGAAACCCAUCAAGAAAUCGACAAUGGCUUGAAAACUGAGUCCCCAGUAGAGUGUGUGGAUGCAGAGAGUCUUGAGGAAGGUGAGGUGUACUGUGAGGCAAGCACUGAGGAGGUGGAGGAAGGGGAGCUUCUUGUAGGGGACUCAACAGGGAUGGAGGAGGUACCCAGGGCCUCUACUCCUACUCCUGCUGCAGAGGAUGAUGUGGUGAAGCCAGGUGCUGCUGAGGAAGACAGAGAGGUAAGGAGGGAAGAUGAGGAGGAAGAUGAGUCUUUGAAGUGUAGUGAGGCUGAUGGAAAGACAGUUAGUGAAGGAGAUACGAAGGAGGAAGGCACCCAACCCAUUCAGGAGACAGAUGGAGGAGAAAAGGAGGUAGCAGAAGAAAAGGAAGAGGAGAAGGAGACAUACCAAGAUUGCAAGGAAAUUGAAACAAGCAAAGAAGCACAAAUAGAUAGGAAUGAGGAAUGCAAUGUGGAGAAGGAAGAUGAGGAGGAGGAGGAGGAGAAGGAGAAGGAGAAAGAGGAGAAAGAGGAAGAGGAGGAGAGCAAAA